Molecule: messenger RNA, 1934 nt
Organism: Mycetomoellerius zeteki
Lineage: Eukaryota; Metazoa; Arthropoda; Insecta; Hymenoptera; Formicidae
Gene: Arf79F
Product: ADP-ribosylation factor 1
Exons: 5
Coding region: 130-678 (182 amino acids)
Molecular function (GO): GTP binding; GTPase activity
Source: RefSeq, a predicted model, not a curated record
AGGUACAGAUCCUUUCCACGUCCGCCAUUUUGACAUACGGUGCUUUUCGCGAGUGUUGGUUUUAUGUUUUAUCGUUUCUCGUGAAAAUAAUCUUUUUUACUGAAACGUCCUGACAUACAAGUUUCAAUCAUGGGGAAUAUGUUUGCAACGUUAUUCAAAGGUCUUUUUGGCAAAAAAGAAAUGAGGAUUUUGAUGGUGGGUCUUGAUGCAGCAGGUAAAACCACAAUUCUGUACAAAUUAAAAUUAGGGGAAAUUGUCACUACAAUUCCUACUAUAGGUUUCAAUGUAGAAACGGUCGAGUAUAAAAAUAUAAGUUUCACUGUAUGGGAUGUAGGCGGCCAAGACAAAAUAAGACCUCUGUGGCGGCAUUACUUUCAGAAUACACAAGGAUUGAUAUUCGUCGUUGAUAGUAAUGAUAGGGAACGUAUUGGUGAAGCACGUGAAGAGUUAAUGAGAAUGCUGGCGGAAGAUGAACUUAGAGAUGCAGUACUUCUCAUAUUUGCUAACAAACAAGAUCUGCCAAACGCAAUGAACGCAGCAGAAAUCACCGACAAGUUGGGGUUACAUUCUCUACGUAAUCGCAAUUGGUACAUCCAGGCAACGUGUGCCACGAGUGGAGACGGACUUUACGAAGGUCUCGACUGGCUUUCCAAUCAGCUGAAAAAUGCCAAUCGCUAAUUGGGAAAAUUACUCUGUCAACAUUCAGUUGCUAUUAACAUCAUACAAAAAUAGCUGCACGCCUCCUCCCCCCUCUACUACGAAUGAGCAACAAAAGAAACAACCGAUACAAACGUCGCAAGCUCUCCGCGAUUUUGAGUGGAAAAUGUAGAAGAGGUUAUUCCUGGGAGUUGACUGUGUGUCAGUAGGUUUUUUUUUAAGGGGUGAGAGGAGCGGGAAGCGGCCGCAGGCACACGAUCGAACGGCCACAUCGGACUAUUGCCUUGCGCAACUUAUUAUAAUUAUUAUUAUUAUUAUUAUUAUAUUAGCAUUAUAUAGUUACACUUUUUACACAGAGAUGCCACAAACAUGUGGAAAACUUGGAAGUAAUUAUUAUAUUAAAGUACCUAACUUUGAAACAUACAAUACACAUUGAUUAAUGAGUAAUUUAAAUGAUACCUCUCUUCGAUGAGAAAAUUUAACACGCGCACACACAUACACACACACACACAUACACGCGCGCGCGCGCGCGCGCGCGAGAAAAGAAAAAGGUAAAGUACCCACAAUGUUGCCAGUUUUGAAUGCGUUGAACAUACCGAUUAUCAUAAUGUAGCUGCAUAUUGUACAUUACAUUAUAUAAAUAUGAUAAAAAUGUGAUCGAUAGACGAAAGAAUGUUGCUCUGUCCACUACAUUUUCAAAAAUUGCUCUUGCUCGGCCCAGCGCGAUUUAUACGAAAAUGCAAACGGUGAUUGCAGCAGAGAAUGCAAUGACUAAUCAUUUCCUAGUUACAAAAGUUUCUUUCUAUUUUUUUAAAUUUUCGGCGAUAAAAAAACUUGGGAAAACUGAAGAUGUGGAUAAUUGUCUGACUAUCUGGUCACGCGGCAAGUGUGCAUCUUCCUUUCACCUAUCCGCCUUCAAACUUGGGUAUUCAAACAUGUAUGUUUUGUUAGAAAAAAACGAUUUAUUUAUUACACUUUGAUAAGAGAGGAUUAAAACAUGUCUUUGACAUUCCGAAAUUGUGCAGUGAACGCGAUGGAAAGUCCAAAGACUCAAAAGAGAUUUGAAAAGGCUCUCGAGCUGUCAGCGAAGAGUCAGGCCUCGUAAUUGUUAAAUUCGUAAAUUUUGCUAUUGUAGCGUUAUACGCUAUUAAUUUCGGUAAUAUAAUUCACAGUCGUUCUUCGAUGUCCCAACAUUUCUUUUUAUUUUGUCUUUGAAAUACAUUGUUUUUAUAAUAUACUCCUACCCCUCUAAUUUUUCAUUCAAUCGCCUUUUCGUC